AUGAUUAAAGUUUUCAAUGGAAUACCGAUUGGAAGUACAAUCAAAACAAUAAACAAUGAUGAAUAUUUGGCAAUUCAAUGGUCUUAUUCUAACAAUGAAAAAAAUAUUGAAGAUCAUGUUCAAGUGGUUUGUGUUUUAUAUGCCAAUGGGAACAUAUCAAUCUAUUAUAAAAAGAUUCCUAAUGUACUUGAAAACAAGGUGGACGGUUUAAUGCUUCGAGCUGGUAAAUUUACAGAAAUAAAUAACGAAGUAUAUUAUGAAGCUAAUGGGGAAUAUUUCACUAUUAUAAAGAUUCCAUCAACUGUUAUAAAAUCUGGUACUUUGAUUGAAUACAGUCCACUUACAUUCUGUAAUGAAACAGAUUAUAUUGAAAAAAUCCCUGAAAACAUAGUGCAUGACAAUAAGAAUAACUCAAUUAACAUCAUGAGUGAUAUUGUUUGUCAAGAUAUUCAAAAUACGAAGUGUCCAAUGAUUGGCUGUAAUGUAACAAACUAUACUGAACCAUCUGAUAUGAAUUCGAAUAAACCAAUCAAUAAGAGUGUGGAAGUCUUUAACAAUCAAAGUACAUAUUCUACAGAGAUAAUAAUCGAACAAACUACAAACAAUCUAUUAUUACCAAAUACAUUUUCAUUCAUCAGUUAUGAACAACAAUUAUUACAAGCUGGUCAAAAUGUUGAUGUUGAUUUAGUGAUGCGUCGUUUCACUAUUUCACUUUUAUUACCAUUUCUAUUGAUAGCUACAGUUUUAUGCAUUGCUUUCCCAUUAUUUAUAUUUAGAAGACGUGCACAUAGAAUGAUCAAUUAAAAUUACAAAUGUCUCAGAUACCAAUCAUUACUGAAAAAGUAGUUUACUUCUUUUUUUUUUAAAUUUUUUCUAAGAGAAAGUUCAAUUCAACAAACAAGGAUUGAGUACAUAAGAUUUGCUUUACUUUGAGUGUAAUCCUUUAUUAUAUAUAUAUACAAUGAUGUGAUGAAAAAUCUCAUUGUGAAACGUUUAACAUUUGGCUUCAAUGUAUAUAAUCUAUUGUAGAGUUCAAUGAAUGUAUAUAUAAUUUGAAUUUAGUAUUUUUUCAUAUCUAACAUUACAACAGGGGUUUUGUGAUGAUUGUAGUAAUCAUGAUAAUCCUGGAAGCAUUAGGCCCCCAAAUGCCCUGGUACGGCC
Molecule: messenger RNA, 1161 nt
Organism: Schistosoma spindalis
Lineage: Eukaryota; Metazoa; Platyhelminthes; Trematoda; Strigeidida; Schistosomatidae
Source: the annotation of a GenBank genome assembly